UCCUCCCCUGACGUCACGCAGCGCGACAUCUCCAUCACACCACUUUUGCUGUGUAAUCCAGACGAGGCGAAAGAAGGCGUGCUAAAAUAAGACUUUUAAGGAUCAUUAUUCUGUAUUACAUUAUUUAUACAACAUGGAGUAUCUAAUCGGAAUCCAGGGACCUGAUUUUGUGCUAGUCGCUGCGGAUAAUGUUGCAGCCAGCAGCAUAAUUCAGAUGAAACACGACUAUGAUAAAAUGUUCAAACUGAGUGAGAAGAUCCUUCUUCUGUGUGUGGGAGAAGCAGGAGACACGGUGCAGUUUGCAGAGUACAUUCAGAAAAAUGUGCAGCUCUACAAAAUGAGAAAUGGUUAUGAACUCAGUCCGUCAGCCGCAGCAAACUUCACAAGAAAGAACCUGGCAGAUUAUCUCCGGAGCAGGACUCCAUACCACGUGAACAUGCUCCUCGCCGGUUACGACGACACUGACGGCCCGGGCCUCUUCUACAUGGACUAUCUGUCGUCUCUGGCCAAAGCUCCUUUUGCGGCACACGGAUAUGGAGCCUUCCUCACACUCUCCAUCCUCGACAGAUACUACAGGCCAGAUCUGACCCGAGAAGACGCCGUGGAUCUCCUCAAGAAGUGCAUUGAGGAACUGAACAAGCGUUUCAUCCUGAACCUGCCCUCCUUUAACGUCAGAAUCAUCGAUAAAGACGGGAUUCACGACAUGGAGAAACUCACUUUGGGAUCGGCCAAGUGAAACCACAGCUCUUAUAGUCCAGGUUUAACUUUUGUACCACUUUGAUUUGUCUGUUCAAAUAAAAGAGAUGUUAAUAUGAA
Messenger RNA from Boleophthalmus pectinirostris (great blue-spotted mudskipper), 816 nucleotides. RefSeq names its product proteasome 20S subunit beta 2 (gene psmb2). Gene Ontology annotation, cellular component: cytosol; proteasome core complex; nucleus. Gene Ontology annotation, molecular function: peptidase activity. The coding region runs from base 134 to 736 and encodes 200 amino acids. NCBI's taxonomy places the organism in Eukaryota, Metazoa, Chordata, Actinopteri, Gobiiformes, Gobiidae. The record is from RefSeq and is a predicted model, not a curated record. The transcript has 6 exons. Gene Ontology annotation, biological process: proteasomal protein catabolic process.